AUGGCGGUUCGAGUGCUGGUUCAGUACGUGGUGCUCAGGGGGGACCCCUCGUGGCCUUUGGGUGCCUCGGUGGCACAGGCCUGCCACGCGGCCCUGGCCGUGGUGCACGCGCACGAGCACCCGGACAUGGCGGCCUACCUGGCCCAGGUCAGCAUGAGGACCAUCAUGCUCGAGGCCCCGGAUGAGUGUGCAUUGACUGCAUCAGCAGAGGCACUGCAGCAAAACAACAUCGGUCACAAAGUGUGGACUGAACAGCCAGAGAACAUUGCCACUUGCAUUGCCCUUCGCCCAUACCCUAAGGAGCACGUACACCAGUACCUGAAGAAAUUCAAACUGCAGAAAUGAUCUUAUAUAUUUCUGGCCCUAUUCAGGACUGGCCAAGAAAAUCCAGUUCUCAGGUAGGCGCUUGUGGCCAAGAGUUUGUGGACAAUUUGCAGUACCAUAGUGAAGUGCAAUAACUGAAUCAGGAACCAACUUUUCAUUGCAUGUUGCUGGUAAUUGUGCUAUUUCAACUGAUGUGCUUCUCUGCAGAUGA
Lacerta agilis (Sand lizard) is the source of this 535-nucleotide messenger RNA. RefSeq names its product putative peptidyl-tRNA hydrolase PTRHD1. The record is from RefSeq and is a predicted model, not a curated record. NCBI's taxonomy places the organism in Eukaryota, Metazoa, Chordata, Lepidosauria, Squamata, Lacertidae. Gene Ontology annotation, molecular function: peptidyl-tRNA hydrolase activity.